AUGACAGCCAGGCUUGUAUCUCAGAAACAGGCGCUGCUCUGCAUUCUCUCCGUGGUUUUGAUCAUCACACUUGGAGAGAAUACUCCGUGUCCAGAAGGAGGUCAGAUCCACCUGGCCAGCCUGCAAUGCUAUUGGCUCUCUGAGAUGCCAUUGUCAUGGUUUGAGGCUCAGGAUUCAUGCAGAAAAACUCCAGGACGAAAUCUAGCAUCUGCUGACAGCCAGGAGCUGCAACAUUUCAUCUUCCACUCCUUUCCAGUAAAAACCACUGUGUGGGUCUGGCUGUGGGGGUUAGGAAGAGAUGGACCUGAGCAGGAUGAGGUUGUGGAGCCGCAAAGCCCAGGAAGGUGGGACGGGGACGGUCAGCGGGUUUGCUCUCAGAUGGCUUUGGGGGCGCUGGGGAGGAGGAGGAAGGCUCAGUGUGCUGGGCGAUAUCUGUUCCUCUGUGAAAAGGAAGUGACUGACUCUUUACCCUCUAUAGACAGCUACCUGACUGGGCUGGUUCUCAUGACUGGUGUCUAUGCUGUCAACAAGAUACAACCUCUACCCAGCGUCCCUGACAUCGGACAGCAGACAGUGGAGAUGCAGCUGUUCCCAGGCCUGUGGUUCAGUCAUGCAGGUCAGUUGGUGUCAGUGGAACUGGUGGUCCAGCCCAGCCCCGUGUCCUCUGUGGCUCGUGUCCAGAUCCUCCGACCCUACUGCAGCCCCAACCACCACUUGGUACCACCAGGGUGCAGCUCUCUCCUGAACCCAUUCAGCUGCUGUUCAGCAGUACCACUGUGCAACACCACAGGGGGCUGCAGCAUGGGCCAGUACUGGUGCCACCUGCUGGAGGCCUGCGUGCCCACCACCAGUCCAUGCAGCCCCUACGACUCAGCAGCAGUGGGCCGAGGCUUUACUUUACCUCCAAGAUACCCCGCGCUACCUCCUUUCUACCACCUGGUGGCAGAUCUUCCUCUGAGAAUAAACCCAAGCUCUCAACUGAAAACUCUGAGUCUGCUUCUUUCAGAGCAAGUCAUCAUGGUGUAUCCUGAUGAUAUUGUGGCCGUACAGCACACUCUUGACUCUGGAACAUUUCUGCAUUGCCUAAACGGUGAAGCCUCUCUAAACUCCCUCUGGCGCCAAAGUUACCUGUCCAUUAGCGGGACGGAGUGGGGAGGCUGGUUGGAGGGAGGCCUUACUUCACUGCCACAUGGGAGCAAAUGGGUGGAUGGGGUGGUGUGUGACCUGAGGAUGCUGUAUGUGGACACGCUUCACAGAGCUACUGAGCAUGACGAUGUCUCUGACUACACUCAGGCAGAGACAACCACAGCCCCUGAUAUUAGGCCCCCAACUGCAGGGCCUAAUCCCAGUCUGACAUCUAAAUUCAGACUGAAUGUCAUCCAUCCACUGCCAGAUGAAAAGAACCAGAUUCAUGUUCAAAUCAAUGUCCCAACCCUCCUUGUUGUCAAGGCCCUGUUUGGAGAGAAAGCCAGGAGCUCGUGGUCGGCCCCAGUGCUCCAGACUGGGGUCCCCUUUCUUUCAUCAUGUCCUGAAGGGAUGGUUCAAUCUUCACCUGGCUGUAAGAAACAGUCCCAGGAAGCCUGGUUCUCCUCUGUGACUCUGCUGUUGCCAUCAGCAGGGGUUCAGAUGCUGAACAUCAGUGUGAUGGAUGCAGAAAGCUUUCAGAAUGUGAGUGUAAAGGUUUGUGGCUAUGAGGCAGUGACAGGCCUUACUGUUGAGCCACACGGAUGCCUGAGGAUGCUCAUAGACACAUCACAGUCAUUUACAGCCAAAGUGGAGAGUGGCUCCUCAGUACAAUUCACAUGGGUGAUUGACAACCUGGAAAAGUUUGCCAAUGAGGGGGAAUCCUACAGUGUAAUGUUCAAGAAGCCUGCAGAGUAUAAGCUCCGGGUAAGCCCCUUCUCCCAAAGCCAGCAGAUCCUCCUGAUUGCAGAAGAAAUGACACCACUGGCUGAACCAGAGUUCCAGCUCGUCAGGGAGGUUGUAGCUGUGGAUGCUACUCAUGUCUACACCAUCAGGGUCAAAGCAGAUAUCUCUCUUCCAGUUAGCUUUAGGUGGGAUUUUGGGGAUGGCACUGGUAGUGUCGUCCACACCCAGUCUGCUCCAUGUCUGACCAUGGAUGGGAAUGUAAAACGAGGAGAGAAUCAGGUGUACGUACAGGAUUCAGUGAACCAUGCCUAUUCAGUCCCAGAGGACUACACGCUUCAUGUCCACAUCUCUAAUCAAUAUGACAACGCCGAUGCAUCCAUGAAGAUAAAUGUCCGCCCUCAGUUAAAAAGCCUUCUCAUUUCACCUUCCACAUUGAUGCCCCUCGUCAAACAGACUCUCUAUCUGGAAACUUCCAUUGAGCCCUCUGAUUUUCUAGUUUUCUACACAUGGGACUAUGGUGAUGGUUCCAAAGCUGUCCAAAGCACCCAUCAUAAAGUCAGUCACAGUUUUGGAUCUGCAGGAGUGUACAACAUCACAGUAUGUGCCAGCAACACUCUUACCUCCCUGACUGCUUGGCUUAUGGUGGUUGUAAUGGAGAAAAUCUCUGGAUUAACUGUCACCUACAGUGGACCAAAUGAAGUAGGCUCUUCUACACAUAUCAAAGCUGAUGUUGUCGCUGGCACCAGUCUAAAAUGGGAUUUUGACUUUGGUGAUGGGUUCCUGCAGGAAAAUCUUACAGAUGGUUCCAUCGCCCACAUCUAUAAGUUUCCAGGGAACUAUACGGUAGAUGUAACCGUCUCUAAUUCUGUCAGCCAAGCUCAUCGGUCGAUCAACGUUGAGGUCUACAGCUUGACUGUUAGUGGAGUUUUCCCAACAGAAUGCGUCAUGAGUGGAAAAAACAUACAGUUCUCCGCUCUGGUGAAUGGAAACGUAUCCAGUCUGACCUUCCACUGGCUUUUCGGAGAGGAUUCAUCUUUGACUGUGGUGACAGGACGUUCAACAGCCAUGCAUACAUUUCCAAACCAUGGGAUUUUUCAUGUCAAUCUGACUGUAUUUAGUUCUGUUACAUCUGUGGCAUUUAGCUCAACUAUCUGUGUUGAAAGUCCAAUAACUACUGUUGAGGUGCAGUCAUCACAAGAUGUAGUGGCAGCUGGAGAAGAGGUGUGCUUCAGAGUGUUAGUUUCACCUGAACAAAAGACAGGCUACAAGUUCAAGUGGUUGAGUAACUCUUCUGAACUCGCUGCUGUGGCAGAAAACUCUCAGAAGUGUUUUGUCUUUAGAGAUGAAGGUGUUGAAGAGGUGUCUGUAACGGUGCGUAACAAAGUCAGCACCACAACUGCCAAAGCUGAAAUCACCAUUCAAAAGCCUGUGAGUAAGUUCUCUAUUGCGCACGAUGGUCAAAUUGACACCCUGACAGUCAAUACGCUAACUACCUUUUGGGUUUUGGGUUGCACCGGCAGCAAUGCGUCAGUGCUGUGGGACUUUGGAGAUGGAUCUCCAGUGUCGCAGAAGCAAAACGUGUCACAUGUUUUUACCUCCACGGGUCAAUUCAUAGUCACAGCCACAGCCUUUAAUGCUGUUAGCCGGGAUUCCUCAUCCCUCAAAGUGAAUAUUUUUCUCCCUGUUUCAGAUCUUUCACUUCACACCAACCAUCCCUAUGCUGCAGUAGGAGAGGAAACUCUCAUCACAGCAAUCAGCAGUGCUAUUAGUAGCACUAACUAUUAUUGGACAGUAGAAGGUAUAACUUCAACCAAACAGGGGACUUAUCAGUUUAGAUUUACUUUCCCCAAACCAGGAGUGCAUCGAGUGAAGGUUAUAGCACAGAACUUAGUGAGUAAAAUGGAGGCCGCUAUUAUAAUUGAGGUCUUGGAAAGAAUAGAGGGCCUGCAAAUUGAAUGUCAAAGCCUGACAAACGAGAAAUAUGUAUCAACCCUCGAGGACCUGCUCUUUAUUGCUACAGUCACCAAAGGCUCCAACGUCACUUAUCACUGGCUUGUUACACAGAGCGGUACAAACCGACAAAUUACAGGCGAUGGAGAGCUUUUUCAUGUGUUAGCUGAAAGUCCUGGCAGUAUUUCAGUUCAGCUCAAAGCCUCCAAUAUCUUGGGGGAUAUCACCAGCACUGUUUCUGUAGUGGCAGUGGAGCGUGUAACAAGUGCACACAUAGCAACAUUAUCAAACAUUGUGGCGCUGGGAAAAUUAGUUAACAUCUCUGUAUUUGUGGAUACAGGGUCGGACCUACAGUACUUCUGGUAUGUAAACACAGAUCUCCCACCCUUGCAGACACAUGUACCCUUUCUUCUCCACACUUUCACAAGCCUGGGUCAGUGUCUUGUCAGAGUUUCAGUUCAGAAUUUUGUUAGUCAGAGUAACGACACCACAGAGUUUUUAGUUCAAGAAGAGGUACAAGGGUUGGACUUUCAAAUCAACAGCAAGAAAGAUCCAUUUUACGUCAAUGCAAGUGCUGCGCUCUCGUUUCAUGGGUUCAUCCGCAAUGGUAGUGACCUGCGCUGGGACUGGAAAGUUGCAACAGCCAAACAGAAUCUUUUUACCUCAACCAGUCAAACUUUUAUUUACAGGUUUCUACAUGCAGGAAUCCACCAGGUGUAUUUGAAUGUCUCCAAUAGAAUAAGUUGGCAGGUGGUUUCACACAGUGUCACAGUCCAGGAGUCAAUCAAAGGUCUUCUGCUGAACAUUAGUAAGUCUUCUUUAUGCAUCGGGGAACAAGUUACAGUCUUACCAACAAUCUCUAAAGGAAGCAAUGUAACCUUUGGAAUAACUUUCCAAAACAAAGACUGGAUUCAUAGACAGGAUAUUUCCGAAGGGCACUUUACGACAUCAAGCCUUCCAGUUGGGAGACAUCUAGUUACAGUGAAGGCUUUGAACCAGGUCAGUAGUGCUGAGGCGUCGUCUAGCAUUAUAGUAAGUGAGCGUAUUCAAGGUUUUCGACUUGUUAAUUGCUGUUCCACAACUUUAGAGGCUCUAAAAGCAAUCCAAUUCAAGGCAGACAUUCAAAGUGGGUUUCCAGUCCACUAUACCUGGAUAUUUCACUUGGGGAGGUCUGGGCCAACGAGACUCAUGGGACAAAAAGUGACCUUUACUUCACCAGAGAGUGGUUCAUUGUCUGUUAGCGUGCUAGCCAGCAAUGGACUCUGCUCUGAGACGAUAAAUGACACCGUAACAGUUGAGUGGCCUGUUAAGAAAGUCAACAUCGUCUGUCACUCAGAGAAAAUAUUUGUUGGACACAGUGUCAGGUUUUCUGCAGUGAAUGAAGGAAGCAAUGUGAGAUACCUCUGGGACUUUGGAGAUUCCACUGAAGUGUUGGUGACAGAUUUAAGUGCCGUCAAUCAUACCUAUUUUAUUACUGGGAACUACAGUGUUACAGUCAAAGUUCUUAACAGUGUCAGCCAUGUGUCCACACAGCUGUACAUGAAGGUGGAGGACCUUCAGUGUUCAAGCCCUCAGGCCUCCCUGCUCCAGAGCGAGUCCACUAUCUUCAGGUCUAGACCAAGUUUCUUCGAAGCUAGCGUGAACAUUAACUGCUCUGCUUACAAAACUACCUAUCUCUGGGAGAUAUACAGAGACUCAAAUGGCACCAAAGGCAGCACAAAUUUAUCCGGGAACAAAGUUGCUCUUAAAAGUCAGGAGGAUGCGACUUCACCUUUUCUCUUACUCCCAAAGCAUGUGCUCGACGUGGGAUGCUAUUCCCUGGUAUUUACAGUUUCCUUCCACGGAACUCCUCUUCUCAUCCAACGGAAGACCAGCUUCACCGUAGUCCACUCUCCAUUGGUAGCCGUCAUCAAGGGAGGCUCCCACCGACUGUGGCCCAGCUUCAGUGACCUGGUCCUGGACGGAUCGGAGUGUCAUGACCCUGAUGUGGAGCCAGGAGGAGAGGAUACACUGCAGUAUCACUGGGCCUGGAUGACAGCGGUAACUGUGAGUGAAGCUCCAGUGCUUCCUUUGACUGUAGAAUGUGUCUCCUGUUCCGUCCGCUCUCCGGCUCCACACAUCAGUUACAACACUCCUGUAGUCCUUGCUGGACAGUGUGAACAAUGUGAUGACCAGGCUCAGUACAAAUGGAGCGCUGAGGACCACAGCGGUCUGACCCUUGAUCUUGAUGAGCUCACCACCUCUACAGGGAGACAUUCUCCUAAUUUGGUGGUGCGUUCAGGUGUCCUGCAGCCAGGGCGGAGUUAUACCUUUGCCCUUGAUGUAUCCCAGCCUGGCAGCGGGCAGUCGGGCAGCGCCAUCUUGACAAUACAGCCCAACAAUCCACCACAUGGUGGCCAAUGUGAUCUGAGUCCAGAGUCAGAUAUACGUCUCCUGGAGACAGUAGUCACAUACAGCUGUUCAGGUUGGCAAAAUGAUGAAAGUAUGACCUCUCAGCUGAUCUAUACCUUCCAGGUGGCCUCUUGCCAGCCCAUCAGCAGUGUGUGUCCAGUGCUCACUCUCUAUAGGGGUACUCGCUCAGUGUUCAGCAGCCUGGUCCCAAUGGGAAGUCCUGGCCAGCAAAAGAACAUGUCAGUUAUUGCAGUUACUCUGCUGGUGGAAGAUCAUCUGGGGGCAAAGGUCAUUGCUCUAAACAGAACACUGACAGUUGAAAAUCCUGAAAGGGAUGAAGUUGCCAGUCAGUGGCUCAGAAACAAGAGCCAGACAGAACUGUGGGCUUUAGUCCAACAUGGCAACCCUCAGGAGGUCGUCCCUUAUUCCAUUGCUCUUACCAGCAAACUCAAUCAGAUGGAGUUUGAAUGGACUGCUGUGGAGCUCAUGGACAGGAGGGAGAUCCGGGAAAAUGUGACCCAGGCUCUCGCUUCCCUCCCUGUGUCCUCCUUACUGGAUGUUGAUCAGAUCAGCUCAGCACUGUCACAGUCCACUGCUGUUCCCAGUGAGCUGAUAUGUGAGAGCUGUCAGGAGAAAGUUUUAGAAGCUGUGGGGAAGAUGAUCCAUGUCAUAGAGGAGCAGAUGAGUCCUGCUGUUUUACCGGCUGUUGACACAGGAAGAAACAUCCUUAAUGUUAUAGGUAGCACCCUGGCUGCCGUGUCUUCCAGUUCUCACCCGGCCUACUCUAGCACUCUGCAGGCGGCUUCAGUAAUCGCCUUGUCAGCGCUGAGCCACGCCGGAGCCCUGAUGCGCACUCUGAUGCAUUCACGUGUUCACGAGGAGGCGCCACUUUCGCUCUCCACCAACUACAUCAACACGUUUGGUUUCCAAGGAGACCCCUCUGACCUCCUCUGCACUCAUCAGUUAAACGGGUCCAACCAACACCACAUCUCUCGCUCUUUGUCAUCAUCACCCAACGGAUCUGAAAGUUCCCACCCGUGCCAGUUUCAUAUCCCGACAUCGCUUACUGCUCACCUGAGGAGUCAGAGGUCGGAGGUGGUGCAGGUGCUGUUUGAUGUCGAUGGAGCUCUGGAGUCCAACCCUUUGCUGACGGCAGCCGAGCCUCCCAUCUCCACUACUCUGGUUGCCAUGGAGCUCAGCACUCCUCAGGGUCAGCCCAUACCCAUCCAGGAUCUGGACCCUGAACAAGCCAUACGGGUCACCCUGCCCAACAAGUACCCGGUGGAGCUGGGUGAUAGGGGUGGAGGUGGGAGAGAAGGUAAAGCUGGGAAUGGGACGUGUCUUACAGUAACACUCCCCACUGAAGGGCGACUGAACUUCACAGUAAAAGCUCUGGAUGACCUGGAUGAAAAUGCUGGUUUAUACAUCUCCUUCAACUUCAGCUUGGCUCCAGGAGCUACUCCAGUGAGCCUGGGACAUGUCAAGACAGAAGUGAGCUGUGCAGUGCCAGGGUCUAAUGCAUCCCAGGAUUCCCUGGUGAGAGAGUGGGCUCUCACUCUCUCUGGUCUGGCCAGCUCUUCGGAGGAAACUAUCUUUCUGUCUCCACUCUCGCUGUGCCAGUACUACAGCGUGACGGAGAGGAGGUGGAGAAGUGAUGGUCUGCAGCCACUGGAGGGCAGCACACUCCAUGCAGCACAAUGCCUCACCCAGCACCUCACCAUGUUUGGGGCCAGUUUGUUUGUUCAUCCAGGGGCUGUUGUCCUGCUGCCACCGUCAGGAGGACCCAUGCGGAACAUGGUGGUAGGGAUUGUGUGUGCCGUCCUGGUUUUAAUUCACCUGCUGGUGGGGCUCAUCGCCCACAAACUGGACCACUUGGACAGCCUCAGACUGAGCCAGCUUCCUCUGUGCGGCCGGCCGGGCCUGUACCACUACAGAGUGCUGGUCAAGACUGGCUGGAGGCCAGGGGCAGGCACCACGGCCCAUGUUGGCAUCAGUCUGUACGGUGUGAACAAGAGCGGCUCUCGCCAUCUGCAGAGGGACGGAGCUUUUCAGCGUGGCAGCCUGGACCAGUUUCAUGUGGAGACAGACGACAACCUGGGAGAGGUUUGGAAAAUUCGCGUCUGGCACGAUAACACAGGUUUGGACCCGUCAUGGUACGUCCAGCAUGUGGUGGUGUGGGACCCUCAGACAGACCACAUGUUCUUCUUCCUGCUGGAGGACUGGCUCUCAGUGGAGAACCAGAAGAACGGCACAGUGGAGAAGGAGGUUCUCGCCUCAUGUCCAGAGGAGCUGACCCAGUUUGGACGGGUGCUCACCUCCCAGCUCAUGUUUGGGAUGGUGGAGCGCCACCUGUGGCUGUCGCUGUGGGAACGUCCCGCUCACAGCUCCUUCACCAGGGGUCAGAGGGUCACCUGCAGCGCCCUGGUGCUGCACCUCUACCUGGCUCUGGGAGCUCUGUGGUACGGAGCCGUCAGCACUGAAGGCCACAGUGGGCCCGUGUCAGCUCAUCUGCUGGUUAACAUGGAGACGGUUGCCGUGGGGAUGACUGUUGCCGUGCUGGUGUUUCCUCUCCAGUGUUUUUUCUGUUUCCUAUUUAGAAAAGCUCACAGUCAGGUAACUGUGGACAUGUCCGUUCCUCCCUCUCCCGUUUGUCACUCUGUGGAGAUGGACGUCUACCUCGGUCAGUCGGAGCUCUCUGGUCCUUCCUUUCUGUCUCUGCCUGAUUCCUCCGGUCCAGUCCGAGACAGUCCUUCAUCUUUGCUGGAGAGCAAGGCGUUAAACUCCAGCAUCCUGGACUUCUGGGCUGCCUCUGGCUUGGCGCCCCAAACAGAUGGAGCAUAUCAAGAGAAGGCCGUAGUAACAUGGCCCUCGUGUGACAGCCUCCUCAAUCUACCAGCAGGUUCGCGCCCAGCAAAGACAACCCUCGCCCCCGACCUCUGCAAGUCUUCACCUGUGCAGGGCCCCACACGCCAGCUGAGAAGGAAAAAGGCGUUGAUGCAGCUCCACUUGGCCUCACCCGUCUCCCCCGUCUCCUCCACUGCUCUACUCUCUUCCUCUUGCACAUUUUCUGAGGACAUUUCCAAUUCUCACGUCUUCUCUGCCGAAGCAGGCCAGAAGUCUCUCAACGUGAACCCUAAACCAGUCCGAGUUUACAGCCAAAAUCUGACAACGCUUCUAACUCUGUCUGAGGAGGAUCUGCUAAUGUCCAUAGCAGCAGCAGAGGACACCGCAGAUGCAACCAACAGAAACUCAGACAGCGGUCGGGAUUCCCCCAGAACCACGUCCUCGUUCUCAACCACGCGCAGCACCUCCUGCAGCAGCUGGUCAGAUCAGAGUGAGGAUAAGUCCCUGUAUGGAGCAGAGAUCAGUAAAGCAGACCUUCAGUCCUACCCCUCUCUGUGCGGGGCAGGACUCUAUAAGUGUCCGUCUGUGCUCUCUGUGGAUUCAGUGGCCAGCACCUUCCUGCCAAGUCCUUCUCCUGACUCUACUCGCUCCUCCUCUACUACACGCAUAGGUGUUGCUCGAGGUCAACCCAGCAGGCUGCUUCCUCCCUGGGCCCUUUGUGUGAUUUACCCCCUGGUGGCUGUGCUGCUGGGAGCCUGCCUGGCAGUGGUGGGACUCUAUGGAAGUUUCUUUUCCAGAACAGUAGUCCUCAUGUGGCUCACAUCCGCGCUCUCUGCCUUUCUCACCUCUGCUCUGUUGCUGGAACCUCUCAAAGUGUGUGUGCAGGCCUUGAUCUGCACAGCACUGUGGAGGCCGGUGGAUCCAGAGGUGGAGGAGCAGCUGGCUCAGGAGACCACUGUGGUAAGAGCAUUUGGCGAGCAUAGUGGGAAGGUUCGACCGCCAUGCGGCUACGGGCUGCUGCAGGCGAAGGAGGAGGCCCGCAAAGUCCGAGCUCUGAGGUCGCUCAUGAGGCACUGUGUGUGCCAGCUGUUAUUUCUGUUACUGGUGCUGAUGGUGAACUAUCAGGACAGAAUGGAGCAGAGGCAGGGGAGGAUGCUGCACUCCGCUGUCAGAAAACGUCUUCACACAGCACCCUUGGGCUUCCCUAACCUCACCUCACUCAGAGACUGGUCAGAUGCAGAGCAGUGGAUCAGUCACACCUUGGUUCCACACCUCCAUCAAAACCCCAGCUUGCUCCUUGUAGGGUUACCACAGCUGCAGUUCGCACGUACACGAGGUUUCCCAGCAGUCCGCCUUCUGGGAAACAACAGCGUAACAACACACCAGCUCCUUGCUGACACAUGGCGCCUGGCAGAUGAUAGCAAGGAGCAGUUUAAAACUCUCUCUAUAGACUUCACACACUACCACAGAGAGUCUGGUUUAUUUAUCUGUGUGUCUACGCAACUGGAGUGGGCCGGGACACAAGGGGUCACUCUCUUCCUCUUCAUCCAUCCACUCCUCAUCCCUUCAUCCAUCACAGGACUGGACCUUCAGGUGGUGCUCACGAUUCUUCUUCUCAUCUCUGCUCUCGUCAUCUUCUUUGGGGAGCUGUGGUCCAUGGCAACCGAACGUGCUCAGUAUCUGCGUCAACUCCAUCACUGGUUGCAACUCCUCCUGGCCUUCUUAUCACUGACAACAGCCAUCCUGCAGCUCUGCUUCCUGUCUCUUGCCUCUUCAUGCGUUUCCCAGGUAAAGAGCGAAAUAAUUCCAUUGCUGUGUGUUCCAGCUGCUGGGAACCUUGAGGUUUGUGCGGAGGUGGGUGGUGAUAGGCAGAGUGCUGCAGAGAGCCUGGAGGGAGCUGUGGGCUCUGACUGUCCUAGUGCUGCUGCUGCUGCUGCUCUGCACUCACCUUGGAAACACAUGGAAGGUUUUGUGUCUGUACACCAGACCAGUGUCUCAGUGCUGUCCGUCCUGCGUGGCCGUAAGGUUCUCCAAAGACUCUGCAGGGUCCACCCAGUCCUGGGUCCUCUCUAUGGGCUGCUACUCAUGGGCGGAGGUGUUUGGCUCAUGGCCCGACUCUGUGGAGCUGUCCUCAUCCGUGCAUACAGGGCAGAGCAGGCCGAGUUAUUUCAUCCUGCCAUUGAACCUCAGGACUAUGAAAUGGUGGAGUUCUUUAUCAAGAGACUCAAGCUGUGGAUGGGACUCACCAAGGCCAAACAGUUCAGACACAGGGUGAAGUUUGAAGGCAUGGACAUCCCUCCUUCUAGGUCAUCACAGGACUCUCAUCUCUCCACCUUGUCUUCCACGCUGCCUCCCUCCCGCUCUCCUUCUCUGUUCUCCCCAUUCUCAUCGCCUCGUCCCCUGUCCUCAGCUCUCUCCAUACGGUCUGAGGACUCAUCAGUGUCCGAUCCUGGGUUCGAAGUCCAGCCUUACCUGGACAACCUGUUGCCCUGCGUCAAUGCUCUGCUGUCUCGCUUUGAUCGGGUCAACCAGAUAACUGAAGACAUUCACAACCUGGAGAUUAAACUAGAGGAGGUGCAGGCCAGGAGAAGAAAGGCACGGAAAAAGAACAAGGAGGAGAGUGAAGGAAUAUUUGGAGAGUUAAGAAAGCCAAAGGAACCAGAGGAAGGAAGGAUAGUGGGAGAAGUUAGACACAGGAAGACAGGUGUUCUUUACCCCAGGCCACGAGUCUCCCUUCCAUCCUCAUUUUCUUUCACUCCCUCCACAUUUCAACCCUCUGCUGCAUCGGUCUGCAUCUUUCCCCGUAAACGUAACUCCUACUCUGAGUCAGAGUCAGGAUCGCUCCAGUCUCAGCCAUCCAGUGAAGCAUCUUUAUCUGAAACUCCAAAGCUUGCACCCGGAAACUUUGGUUUGCACGCAGGUUCUCCUGGUUUUGCCAGGUUUCCCAGAAGAAGAGCAUGGUAUUCUGGGAGCUCUCAUUCAGCUGAUGCUGCACAGAGGGCCCUCCAGCUGCCAGGAGCUGCUUUGUGUAGAAAUAGUGGAGAAAAUUUAGCAUUCGCUAACACCAGACCCAGAAGUGAAGAGGGGGUACGAAGGCAAAUCAGUGAUGGUGUUCCAGUGAAAAGGAAGGCUUGGCUCUCUGAAGGACCAGAGACUGAGUAAGACUAUAUACUGAAUGCGUUCUCAAGAAAACUGACCUGAUGCCUCAACCCAGUCUGUAUGAAUGUGGUUGGCAACAGAGGCACUGACUUGCAGCUACAAAGUGCGAAACAGCUGGACUGUGUUUGUUCCUGCUUCAACACUGCAUAAUGUAACACUGUUCCAAUAAGUGGACAGAUUGCAUUGUGUUAACAGGUGCUCUUCAGGCGAAAUCAAAUGGACGCUUUUCUAUUUUACACAUGAAGAUGAGUUUACAGUACUACUUCUUCUGGCAUUCAAGGGUUUUUGGCAAGUCUGAAAAAAACCCCAAAUAUUAAUGAUAAAGAAAAGGAGAUUAAAACACAGUUUUGCACAUAAGUCAUUUAAUAAAUCUCUUCUUGCCUUCAUUGGAA
Messenger RNA from Stegastes partitus (bicolor damselfish), 12605 nucleotides. It is a transcript of the gene pkd1b, whose product is annotated as polycystic kidney disease 1b. Lineage: Eukaryota; Metazoa; Chordata; Actinopteri; Pomacentridae. Gene Ontology annotation, molecular function: protein binding; monoatomic cation channel activity. Gene Ontology annotation, biological process: calcium ion transport. The record is from RefSeq and is a predicted model, not a curated record. Gene Ontology annotation, cellular component: plasma membrane. The transcript has 40 exons. The coding region runs from base 1 to 12216 and encodes 4071 amino acids.